AUGAAUAGUUCAGAUGAAAAUGAUUGUUUAAUAAAAAACGAUUCUACAACUACUAAUAGUAGUAAUAGUAAUAAUAGACAGAGAACAAAAGAUGUAACAUUGGAUGAAUCAAACUCUGUUGAAUUCAGUGAGAUGAUGUUAUCUCAAGAGACGUUGGAUGGUCUAAAACAAUGUGGAUUCAUCAAGCCUUCACCGAUUCAAGUUCAGGCGAUACCACUUGCUCUGACCGGUAGAGAUAUCAUUGCUCAAGCAAAGAGUGGCACUGGCAAGACUGUAGUAUUCAGUGUGGUGGCACUCGAAACCGUUCUGAAACUACGAACUACACCCAUUCCCAAAGAUAGACAAGAACUGCUGGAUAUGGACGACGAGAGUUAUGCUGCCGCUAUAUCUGGUGUUCCUCGACAUCCCGUGGUGAUGAUACUCUCACCGACACGUGAGAUAGCCGUGCAAUCGUGUGACGUUGUCAAUCAGCUGGCGCGAUCAAUGAAGUAUAUCAAAGCGGCAUCGUUCAUCGGUGGACUCAGGGAAGUGGAUGACCGUCAUCGACUCUCAGGUUGUCAGAUUGUGGUUGGCACACCCGGACGUAUCAGAUCGUUGAUUGAAUCACUGACACUUCGUACCGACGACAUCAAGCUGUUGAUUCUCGACGAAGCCGACAAACUGCUGGAUAUGGGUUUCAGUAAAGAUAUCAAUUGGUUGCAUCGUGCGCUGCCUGUCAGUCAAAGACAGACACUGGCGCUGUCCGCAACCUAUCCGGUGUCGGUACUGAACGUUGUCAAGGCGUAUAUGCGCGCCGACGUCAUGGAAGUUCGCGUUGGUUCAGACACGCCGUCACUCACAGGAAUCACACAAUACUACCAAUUCGUAGAGAAUCCAGCUAUUAGUUAUCAGGCAUUCAAAGAGAAGAUCGCUUCAUUGCUGCUGCUACUAGAGCAACUUGGAUUCUAUCAGGCGAUUGUGUUUGUAAGUGAGCGGCAACGCGCGGAAGAGGUGUGCAAGUUGCUGGUGCGACGUGGUUGGCCAACGCGUUAUAUUGCCGGUGCUAUGGAGCAACGCGAGCGUCUGCUGGUGAUGGAAGAGCUAAAGGAUUUCAAGUUGCGAAUACUGGUGUCGACUGACCUGAUUGCGAGAGGUAUCGACAUUGAGCGUGUCAAUCUUGUGGUGAACAUCGAUAUGCCGAGAGACUACGAAACUUACUUUCAUAGGAUCGGUAGAACCGGUAGAUUCGGUACCUAUGGUGUAUCGGUUAGUUUUAUAUCAAAGGAUUCCGAACAAGAUAGAAACUUCUUACAUGAGCUACGUGUGCGAUACAAUGUUGAAUUGCUGGAGAGAAAAGAUAACGAUGAGAUACCAGAACACUUUUACACAUAUCAGUUGUCGAAUAGCAAGGAAUCAGAGUCAUUAGAAUCACUAAAACUUAAACAACAACAAUUUAAACAGAAACAAGAGGAGAAAGAACAAGUCAAACUUUUAAAACAACUAAAGAUCAACGAUGAUUAUAUUCAAAAUCAACAAAAUAUAGAUGAAAAUGAAGAAGAUUAUAAUGAAGAUGAAGAGUAUGACGAAGAGUAUGAAGAUGAAGAGUAUGAAGAUGAAGAGUAUGAAGAUGAAGAGAAUGAAGAGUAUGAGGAUGAAGAGUACGAAGAUGAAGAGUAUGAAGAGUACGAAGAGUAUGAAGAUCAGGAGUAUGAAGAAGAGAAUGAAGAGUAUGAAGAAGUAGAAAACAAUUAUAAUUUUAAUAAGGAAGUUGAAGAAGGAGAAGAAGAAGAAUAUCAAGAUUUUAAUAAUAAUAAUAAUAUAUUUAAAGAUCAGUCACAACAUCAAAGAGCUACAAGUUACAAUCAUAAUUUAAGUUAUAAUCAACCAAACAAUUUAAACAACAAAUGGGAAGAUUAUCUUCAUUAUAUAAAUAGUUAUUCAAAUCAAAACAAUUACAACUAUAGUUAUUUAAUAUCCAACCACAAUAAUAUAAACUCAUAUAAUAAUCAUAAUUGUAACUGUAGGUAUUGCCCUAUAAAACAAAGUAAACAUCAUCCAAUUCAACAACAACAGCAACAACAAUAUCAACAACACUAUUAUAAUUAUCCUUACUACUAUAAUUAUUAA
Molecule: messenger RNA, 2106 nt
Organism: Heterostelium album PN500
Lineage: Eukaryota; Evosea; Eumycetozoa; Acytosteliales; Acytosteliaceae
Gene: ddx20
Product: DEAD/DEAH box helicase
Exons: 1
Coding region: 1-2106 (701 amino acids)
Molecular function (GO): ATP binding; RNA helicase activity; nucleic acid binding
Source: RefSeq, a predicted model, not a curated record